This is a messenger RNA of Durusdinium trenchii, 1099 nucleotides long. NCBI's taxonomy places the organism in Eukaryota, Dinophyceae, Suessiales, Symbiodiniaceae. The record is from the annotation of a GenBank genome assembly.
AGCCGUUUGCUGAAAAAAAUAGCGCGACAAAAAGCGCCGGACGUUCGCCAUGUUGGGCGGCAAGCUCCCAGCGCCUCGACGCUCACGUUUGGUGACCGCUGACUUGUGGCAAGGCCGCCAAAACGUGGCAGCUUUGCAGGAGCUUUUGAGGCUGCAGAAGCAGGCCCAAGUCUGCUGCACAGAGGGCUUGGAGAUGAAUGAUCUAGUAGUUGUGGUCGCGAAAGAACGGCGGCACUUUGGCCGAGUUUGCUUUGUGCAAUACGCAGAACGAACAUCUAUCUCCGUGGAAGUUUUGCCGGUGCAGGACAUUCAGCUGGGUGCUUCGGACCUCUCGGUGGAGUUCCGCUUCGGUCGGAAGCGGUCUGGAGGCGGAAUCAUUCCUGAUCCGCAGGCGUUAAAGCGCUCUGAUGUGCUGAAGCUCCCAUGGCCAUCGCUCCGGAAACCACCGAAACCCAUGACGGAACAGCAUCUCAUUGAGCAGGAGUGGGACUCCCUGUCCAAGAAGCGCUUUAGCCCGGGUCGUUUGCACAGCAUUUGGCAUGACCUGGAUGGCCAGACACGUCGCCGCUACCGGCAGCUCUCAACCCGAGCGGAGGAGGUUUACCAGCAGAUGCUGCUAUCCAGAUUUCGCGUGUUCAGCGUGCUGAAGGAGCUGAUUGACUUAGCUCCAGGCCCAGCACUAAAUGGCUACUUUCUCUACAUGCAGAAAUCCAAGCAAGAGAAGACGCUGCCACCCUGGAGUGAAGCGAAGGAGGAGUUCGAUCAGCUGGCGAUGGUUGAGAACGCGAAGCUCAAAGAUCAGCAGAAGCUAUGGAUAGAGGUGUGCCUAGGCGGGGGGUGGACGCUUGAAAGAAGUGUUUUCUUCCCACGCAGCGCGCUGAAGUGCAUGCUGACGCUGCUACUUUGUCACAAGCGAAGCACAUUAUCAUGUGCCAAAGAUAUCUCUCACCAUGUCUGGCUGGAGCACAUCUUUCCUUUCAUCCCUUGCUACUGGUUUGCCAAAGUCACCUGAGCGGAGUCGAGGGCCUAUUGCAAAUUGGACGCGCGCGAAAGUGCGGCGCUCCAAGGAAAGCUGGAAAGCUAAAGAACUCAGUGGCUC